Molecule: messenger RNA, 4383 nt
Organism: Saimiri boliviensis boliviensis (Bolivian squirrel monkey)
Lineage: Eukaryota; Metazoa; Chordata; Mammalia; Primates; Cebidae
Gene: RAB11FIP5
Product: RAB11 family interacting protein 5
Biological process (GO): regulated exocytosis
Cellular component (GO): phagocytic vesicle; early endosome; mitochondrion
Molecular function (GO): small GTPase binding
Source: RefSeq, a predicted model, not a curated record
GGGGGCGGGGCGCUGACGUCGCGGCGCGGCCCGCGGCCCGGCGGGGCGGGGCGGGGAGGCGGUGGCCGGUCGGCCCGGCCCAGCCCGCAGCGGCGGCGGCGCUCGGAGCCGGCUCCAGACCGCCCUCCGCCGCGGCCGAGUUUGUCUCCAGGUCCCGGGGUCUGCACCGGCUCCGCCGGCCCUCGCCCGCCGCUUCCCCGCCAUGGCCCUGGUGCGGGGCGCGGAGCCGGCAGCGGGGCCUUCCCGCUGGCUUCCCACGCAUGUCCAGGUGACUGUGCUGCGGGCCCGCGGGCUGAGGGGCAAGAGCUCGGGCGCGGGCAGCACCAGCGACGCGUACACGGUGAUCCAGGUGGGCCGCGAGAAGUACAGCACGUCGGUGGUGGAGAAGACGCACGGCUGCCCAGAGUGGCGUGAGGAGUGCUCCUUCGAGCUGCCACCCGGCGCCCUGGAUGGCCUGCUGCGGGCGCAGGAGGCCGACGCGGGCCAGGCGCCCUGGGUCGCGGGCUCCGCCGCCGCCUGCGAGCUGGUGCUCACCACCAUGCACCGCUCACUCAUCGGCGUCGACAAGUUCCUGGGCCAGGCUACGGUGGCGCUGGACGAGGUCUUCGGCGCAGGCCGCGCCCAGCACACGCAGUGGUACAAGCUGCACUCCAAGGCAGGCAAGAAGGAGAAGGAACGCGGUGAGAUCGAAGUCACCAUCCAGUUCACACGCAACAACCUGAGUGCCAGCAUGUUUGACCUGUCCAUGAAGGACAAGCCAAGGUCCCCCUUCAGCAAGAUCAAGGACAAGAUGAAGGGCAAGAAGAAGUAUGAUCUGGAAUCUGCCUCUGCCAUCCUCCCAAGCAGCGCCAUAGAGGAUCCUGACCUGGGCAGCCUGGGCAAGAUGGGCAAAGCCAAAGGCUUCUUCCUCCGCAACAAGCUGCGCAAGUCGUCCCUGACCCAGUCCAACACCUCUCUGGGCUCGGACAGCACCCUGUCCUCAGCCAGUGGGAGUCUGGCCUACCAGGGGCCUGGCGCCGAGCUCCUCACCCGCUCACCAAGCCGCAGCAGCUGGCUGUCCACUGAAGGGGGCAGGGAGUCUGCACAGUCCCCCAAGCUGUUCACCCACAAGAGGACCUACAGUGACGAGGCCAGCCAGAUGCGCGCGGCUCCUCCUCGGGCCCUUCUCGACCUUCAGGGCCACCUAGAUGCUGCCUCCCGCUCUUCGCUCUGUGUCAAUGGGAGCCACAUUUACAACGAGGAGCCCCAGGCCCCUGUGCGGCACCGCAGCUCCAUAUCGGGCUCAUUUCCAUCCUCUGGCUCCUUGCAAGCUGUCUCUUUCCGGGCCUCUGAGGAGGGGCCUCGUUCCGCAGAUGACUCCUGGGCCAGAGGCAGUCGUAGCAACAGCAGCUCAGAGGCAGUGCUUGGACAGGAGGAGCCGAGUGCUCAGGCCAAAGUCCUGGCCCUUGGGGCCAGCCGCCCUGGAGAGGAGGCGGGGGCCCAGCUGCCAGAGGGCAAGCCCAUCCAGGUCGCCACACCCAUAGUGGCCUCCUCUGAGGCUGUGGCAGAGAAGGAAGGAUCCCGGAAGGAGGAACGCAAACCUCGGAUGGGCCUCUUCCACCACCACCACCAGGGCCUAAGUCGGAGCGAGUUGGGGCGCCGAAGCUCUCUGGGGGAGAAGGGGGGUCCUGCCCUAGGGGCCUCCCCACAUCACUCGUCCAGUGGGGAAGAAAAGGCCAAGAGUAGCUGGUUUGGCUUGAGAGAAGCCAAGGAACCAACUCAGAAACCCAGCCUGGACGUGUCUCCUCAGGUAGAAUCUGACCCAGCUGCUCUUCCUCACCACCUCCCCUGCUCCCCUGGGGCUCUGGCCCCCCCCACUCCUGCUCCCACUGCUGCUCCCAUGCUAAGCACUAACCUUUUUGCAGCCGCCUCCCCCGCUGCUGCCACUGCCGCUGCCACCACCACCGCCGCCCCUGAAGCCACCCCACCUGGAUUCUUGGGUCUCACCAACCCGUUCCUCACCUCUUUGCAGAGCAACCCCUUCUUCGAGGAGCUCAUAGCCGACAUAGCACUAAACUCUCCUUCACCUGCUCCCUCUCUCCCCAGUGCCUCGAGGGCCAGCCCCACCCCCCUGGCCUCCCCUGGGAAAGCCCUGCCUGAGUGGGACAACACCUUCAACGUCUUUGCUGCCAGCAGGCUGCGUCCAGAGGCCAGGAGCAAGAUCCUGGCCCCUGCAGGAGUGGGGCUGGAGGCGGCAGGGCUGCAAGACCCAGGCCCUGUUGCCAUGACUGUGAAGGCAGCCGAGCCCAAGGGAGAGCCUGGGGGAGGAGGAGGAAGAGGUGGGAGCAGCGUGUGGCUGGAGCCCAGGGUUCCUCUGGACUUAGGACUGGACCACCAGAGCACGAGUGCAGCUGACCUGGGGCCUGUCGGGUCUGUAGGGACUGGUGUGCCUGACUCGUCAGCUCAGCUACAGCUGAGAGCCUCAGCCUCAGAACCAGACAGGGAGCUGCCAGCCCUGGAAGGGGAAGAAGGGCAGAGUCCGGCAGACAGUGGGACAUCUCUGUUUAGCUCCCCAGAAGUGAUCAGUGUGUGGGAGAGGCUGCCGGGCCCAGACAGUGCUGCUGAGGGCCAGGAUGAUCAGGCCUCCCGAGGCGAAAACCAGCUUUGCCCUGACGUUGAGACAGCUGAUGAUGCCUGGCCUUGGGAUGUGGUCACCAUUUCUCCUGCAGCUGAGAUGGCCUCACUCGUCUUGCCUGGAGAGUCUGAUGAGCCUCUGCCCCAGGUGCAGCCUGAAUCGCCAGAAACUGUGAGCCCCCAGGGGAGCGAGGGGCUUCCCCUGCUGGAGCCUGAGCCUACACCUGAGUGGGUGUCUGAUGAGGGGCUGCAGCCCAGCACCCCACCUCCCAAGCCACCGCGCCUCUUCACACCCUCAAGAUCCCAGGAGGAGGAGAAGGCCACAGCAGGGCUGAGUAACAGGGGGUCAGAGACAGAGGGAGAAGAUGCCUCCUCAAGUGCACUGGCUGUCAGUCCCCCAGAGACAAAGGAGGAGGGAGAGAAGCCCGAGUCCGAGGAGUCUGACAGCCACUCCUCCGCAACCCUGCUGGACGAGCCUGGCCUGGAAGAGCUAGUGGAGGAUGCUAGCCCUGUUGUGUCUGGGUCCUGCCUAUCUGUGCCCACCAGCUGUCCUGAGGGUCCUGCCCUCAUACCAUGUCACUCAAAGAGCUUGGCUCUUCAGAGUCAGCAGGGGUCUCUAGAGACUGGAGAAGGCCCUGAGAAUCCUGAGGCCCAGGGCCAGGGCCCAGUAAGAGAGGGGCUUGGGUCCCCAUCAGUUACCUCGCAGCAGGCUGAUGUGUGGGUCUCCAAGGAAGAUGCCUUGAACCCCUUCUUGUUUCAGGGGAGCCGAGAUCCUCCCAGCCUCUCAUCUGCAUCCCCACCAGGGUCCAGGGAGUCUUCUAUUCAUUCUGGCCCAGAAGAGCUGCCCACUCCCCCAGAGCCUGACUUUCCACCGCCCCCUCUCCCGCCUUGGGCCAGCCACCACUGUGGGGGACCCAGCCCUCCGUGCUCUCCCCUGUCUGGAGCCUGGCCCCCGACCUCAUCCUCCUCACCACCGGGGGAGCCAGCCUCACUCCCUGGCCCCCUUGAGCCCUCCCCACCUGGGGGCUCCCCUGCCCCACUUGGGGAGGACCUCGCUGCAGCCACCCCAGCCUCCCCGCUUGUGCUUCUGCCCUUGGAGACACGACCAGCUGAGGAGCCGCAGCCCAGUGCCAGUCCCCACCCUGUGAAGCCCCUCAGUGCCACUGCUGUGGAGGGCAGCCCCGAAAGGAAGCAGUCACGCUCCAGUUUGAGCACAGCCCUGAGUAGUGGGCUGGAGAAGCUCAAAACAGUCACAUCUGGGAGCAUUCAGCCUGCGACCCAGGCCCCCCAGGCUGGCCAGACGGUGGACAACAAGAGGCUGAAGGACUCAGCUGUGCUGGACCAGUCGGCCAAGUACUAUCACCUGACCCAUGAUGAGCUCAUCAGCCUGCUCCUGCAGCGGGAGCGGGAGCUGAGCCAGCGGGACGAGCAUGUGCAGGAGCUGGAGAGCUACAUUGACCGGCUUUUGGUGCGGAUUAUGGAGACCUCACCCACGCUGCUGCAGAUCCCCCCAGACCCCCCCAAAUAGCCUUCCUCACCCCACCCCAGGAGGGUUGGCGUGGACCUGCUGCCGCCUGCCCUCCCUCCUGCUGAACUCUGACCUGCAGCGGGGCAUCAUCUGUCCCGCCUCAUCACUCCUUGCCCCCCUCUCUCCUGCCUCGACUGGGGCUGCUGGAAGUGGGGCGCUCUGGAUUCCCUCUGGAGGCAUCAGGUUCUGUGCACAACUUGCUUGUCUUUGGGAGCCCUGAGUCUUUCCCACCUGCCUAUUUU